GGCCUCCCAUAAAGCGGCUGGCGGAGCGUUCUCGGGCGCGCUGCUGCGGCCACGGCGGGCGGGAUGCUGCUGCUGCUCCUCGGGGGCGCCGUCGCGCUUUUUGCGCUGGUCCAGCUGAUCCGCUUGGAGUUGCGCGCCGAAGGCGACCUCACCCUGACCUGGCAGGAGUGGUGGGGCAAGAAGCCCGAAAAUGAACUUCCCGGGAAAGUGGUCUGGGUGACUGGAGCCUCCAGUGGGAUUGGCGAGGAGCUGUCCUACCAGCUAGCAAAGAUCGGCUCACUGCUCGUGCUCUCCGCCAGAAGAGAGAACGAACUGGAGAGGGUAAAGAAGAGAUGUCUUGAAAUCAGUCAGCUAAGUGACAAAGAUAUCCUUAUCGUGCCGCUCGAUCUAACCAAGAGGAGUUCCCAUGAACCUGCGACAAAUACAGUUCUUCAACAUUUUGGAAGGAUUGACAUCCUGGUGAACAAUGGUGGGCGAUCCCAGCGUUCGCUGUUUGUGGACACAAGCAUAGAUGUCUAUAGUGCCAUAAUGGAACUCAACUACCUGGGCACCAUCUCUUUAACAAAGUGUGUCCUGAAUCACAUGAUUGAAAGGAAGCAAGGAAAGAUUGUCACCAUAAGCAGCGUGAUGGGUAUCAUGGGAGCUCCCUUGGCCACUGGCUAUUGUGCCAGCAAACACGCUUUGCAGGGUUUCUUUAACUCUCUCCGGCCUGAACUUACUGAGUAUCCUGAAAUAAAAGUAAUUAACAUUUGCCCGGGGCCUGUCCAGUCACAGAUCAUACAAAAUGUGUUUACUGAAGAGGUUUCAAAGGUAAACGCUACCGUUGGAGAUCAGACUCAUAAAAUGUCAACAGAACGCUGCGCCCAACUAACGCUGGUUAGCUUGGUCAACAACCUGAACGAAGCCUGGGUCAGCGAUCAACCGUAUUUAACAGUCUGUUACCUCUGGCAAUAUGCACCCACCUGGGCGUGGUGGCUGCUGAAUCGCAUGGGAAAGAGGCGAAUACAGAAUUUCAAGAGUGGAGUGGAUGCAGAUGUGGCUUACUUCAAGAAGACUUCCUGAGGAGGCACAGUCCUUCUCCUUCCCAUCUACAUCAGACAGACAGAAGCAACCGUCUUCCUCCGCUUCGAUUUUCUUGUUUUCAAUGUGUAGCUUCACUUCUGGCUACUAUAUAAUCUGAUACAUAACAUGUCUGUUUUAACGUAUUGCUUUGAAUAAAUUUCUAUAUAGGAUGCUUUUUGAUAUGGUAAUACAGAUGGCCAUCAACAAUUUUUUAUAUUCCAUAAUCUCACAUAAAACUGACCUCCUACCCAAAAGACUGUCUUAGUGGGGACUGUUCAAAACCUAUACCUCUCCCAAGGCAUGUUCUCAAACAGCAAGGCCUUAGGGUACACACAAGCUUCCAAAUUGUAUCUUCUACCUCUGAAGUAUUAUCUUACCAGCAGCUCAUUAUCAUUAGCAAUGUCUUGACUGUCUAGAGAAGGAAACUAUGCACUCAAGAUCUCUCUUCUGCCUUUCAGCACUGACAGACCUACUAAGGAGAUUUUGUGGGUGUAAAAAACCUCAUUAGUGACAUGAAAGAGUAGUAGUAGGCUGAAGGCAAUCAUCAGCACAAAUACAUUUUUUUUUUAAAAGGAAGCAACCACAAGCAGGGCCAUUAUAUUCCUCGUUAUAAGUCUAACAAGAUUUCAAGACCUCUGUCCCUCUCCCUAGAAAUGCUCUUUUUAGAAUGAUUCUUGUAGAAGAAACAGUCCUAGAGGAAGAACUUGUUGGAAGAUUGCUUGUGAUUGUGUGCUUGUAGGACAACCACCCUCAACUUUGCUGAGACCUGUGGGGGAUUACAGGAACUGUUUCCACAAAUGUUAAUCCCCUUUUUUUUAAAAACCAAGAGAAUUUUUUUUAAUAUUUGCAAGACUCAAACCUCUUAUUUUGUGGGGUAAAUAGAGAUGUAUUAUUCAAUGUUUUCAAGUACUCCUUUGAUGCAAAUAAAAUAUACCGUUACAAAUGGUAA
Molecule: messenger RNA, 2011 nt
Organism: Eublepharis macularius
Lineage: Eukaryota; Metazoa; Chordata; Lepidosauria; Squamata; Eublepharidae
Gene: DHRS7
Product: dehydrogenase/reductase 7
Exons: 7
Coding region: 64-1062 (332 amino acids)
Molecular function (GO): oxidoreductase activity
Source: RefSeq, a predicted model, not a curated record